GGCGACACUCUCACACCUGCUGAAUCACCGACAUCUUCUUGCUGUGAGACUAUGUUGUUGCUUCAUGGCAACUAAACAUUGUACAUAACUCUUGCCCACUUUACAGAGGUUGAUGGGUUUUGUUUAUUUUGUUUUGUACUUGCAAAAAUAGACGUAAAUAAACAUGACGGGAAAAAAAAUAGGUCACUGCUUCUUGUGUAGUGUGGAGAUUAGUAGGAACCUUCUGUACAUAGAAUAAACUGGUAUGAAGGGAAUGUUCUAUCUUUUGACUGAAAAUUCUUCUCUUCAGUAAUGCCAAUUCAUUUUGUAUGGACAACCAUCCAUUUCUAUACCUGUUCCUACUUACUGAAUUUGAGUGUUGAGUGGCAGAAAAAGAAGGACCGGUGUCUGACCAUCCAUGCUGGCAGACUAGCAGGUCCUCUGGUAAACGUGUGGGAGGAUCAGGGCUGUAAGCUCAGAGUCGUGGUCAGUCACAAUAGCUACAAUGUUGGUCAACAUUGUAGCUAUUGCCUGGCAGUGAUGCACUGUCCUUUUUCUGUGACGAUGCCACAGCCUUUGUGAUACAUAACAGUCUCCUCUCUCUAAGUGGAUUCUUCAAGUUGCCUCAGACAAGGAAGUAUUAAUAGAAAAGAAAAAAAAUGUAAGACUUUCUUGUACUUUUAUACCAGAGGAGGGGAAUGAGCAAGUGCCGGAGGAGAGAGAGAGAGGCUGACAGAGCAUAUGUGCAGGAGGGUGGGAGGGUUAGAGAGAGACAGGGAGAGAGGGAGGACAGGCGGGUGGGCUGUGUGAAAUCUGUUAACAGGGAAGCACUGUGCGUUCGCUGGAUAUGUUGGCUUUUUGCCCAACUUGGCUCAUUGUGAUCGAGGCAUGAUCGUGGACUCCAGGCAGCAGCCCUGCCCGCUGCUCCGGCCGCCUCGCUCCUGGCCCCUGCCUCGCCUCCACCGCUGACAUGGACAGACCCAUCUCCACUGACACGGCGCCCAAACGAGACCAUGAGCGGGACCUGGAGCUGGACAAGAAGAUCCAGGCUCUCCGCAGGAAGAAUGAAGCACUCAUGAGACGGUACAAGGAAGUAGAAGAAGACAAGAAAAAGGCCGAGGAAGAAGGAAUGGCGCUGCACAAUCGAAAGGGCAAAGCCGAUGACCUCACCAUCACCAUCAGCAAAUCCAUCAGUGACAGUCGCGUGGUGGUGACGAAGCCAGUCAGCAGUGGGUCACCGGUGGGGAAAGGGCAACAGAAGUUCGGGUCUGAAGGCAGUGAUGGAGUUCCACCUAGUGUCGGCAGGGGCCAGAAGAAGCAGCUGGUGGUCACCAUGACUGGUAAAAAGGGUAAGAGAGUGGUGAGUGAAGUGCCGGAACUGAGGCCCGACUCCACAGAUGUCAAGAGCUGUGCUAAUGAGGGACAGACGAGGCGCGGCGAGUCACACGGCCGAGGGAAGCAGCCGCAUCACAUGUCAAAGAAAGACACGGCAGCGCAGGGGGACUCCAAGCACAAAGAGGAGCUUCACAGAAGUCCCGAGCUCUUCCAGGAGCCGGAGAGCCCUGCGGCCUGCACAGACUUGAACGUCCCCACGUCGAAAGAGGAGCAGGAGGAGUACCUGAGGUGGAAGAGGGAGCGGGAGCAGAUCGACAGAGAGAGAGUAGCACGUCACAAGAACUCCAAGGGUCAGUGGAGGCGAGCGUGGGACAUGGACAAAACAGACAACAUGUUUUCUGAGAAGAACAGAGACUGGGGGGCAGCGGGAAGAGGAGGUAGGAACUCCAGAAAAGGACAAAACAAGUCAAACACUGAAGCAAGAGGUCAUGAGAAGCAAGGCAAGGAUCGAGGCGCUAAAAACGUUCAGGCGACGAGCAGCAAAGCCAAAGGCAAAGAUCGGCUGACCGGGCGUGCGAGGAGAUGGCAGGAGGAUGAUGAAGGUCAGCAGCAGGUCUCUGAAUCGACACUUGAAGAGUUCCUGGAGGAGCUGGACGCCCUGACUGAGGCUGAUGGUGAAGACCAGAAAGAUCAAGUGUCUUGUUUGGAUGGAACAUCUGUGAGUGAACCUCCAGGUGAAGCCUCCGAUCUGACAGAGGAAGCUUCCACUCAGGGUAAGUCAGGAGGUUCGUCCCCUCGCCCUUCAGAGAAGAAGGUCCGCUUCGCCGAACAGCCCACCCAAAUCACAGACGGCCAAAACUCUGCCGGUUCUGAGUCAAGUCAGAAAGUCAAUAAUGACCGAGUCGUGGAGGAGGGAAGCCCGUCUUCUCCCGCUUCCAAAAGCACUGAAACGCCUCCAGCCUCCAUCUCCAAUGGCUCGCUGGAUGACAUGUCUGUGGAGAUCCCCAAGUGCAACACCACAAACACAGAAGAACUGAUCGACUCGGGUCUGUCCGUGCUGAGCCUGGAGUCAGGAGAGCCACACCCGACUCACUCCACCAGCAGUGACAAGGCGAGGGAACACGGGAAGGUUGUUUGAAGUGCUCCGCUGAUCGAUACUGAAGCCAAAACACAGUCCCGCAGUCGCCUCUUCAGGAUGAAUCACUGUGCAGGACGCUGGUUUGAAAACUGAAGAUUCUGAGUGUGAUGAUGCACUUUACUUGUCACAUGAUCCGCCGUGGAGUCUGCUGCUUGAGUGCAAUAUACCUGAAUGUUUACAUUGAUGUGAAACUGCAAAGUGACAUGUCACUUCCUGCUACGUUUAAUGUCGUCAGACCUUUAAUUGAAGUAUUUUGUGCCUGAUUCUGCCUUAGAGGUCGUCGCGUGUGUCGACAGAGAAAUGUGAACUGAUCCAUGAUGGUGAUACCUGAUGCACAGUUUUUGCUCUAAAUACAAAAAUUGAGAAUUAUUUAAACAAUUUGGGUCAUAUUACAAUCCAGUAUUGCAAAAUUUCACUCUGGCUUUUUAUCAACUGUCAUAUUUGAAUACUGUAUCCCAGAGGUGUUGACUUGCACAGAUUGAACCACAAUUUUUUUUUUUAAAUGGCAAAAACAUUUUUUGCUUAUUAAAAACUAUCAUAGCAAAGUAUGAUAAACAAAAUUAUUUAACCUUUAGCUUUUAUUUCAAAGUCACAUAGCUAGAUUGAUUUGGCUGGAGAUAUUUGUAACAAAAAAAAAUCCUAUAAAGUAGUAAAUUUGUGUGUUUUACUCCUUUUAAAUGGUUCAGUUUGUGGUCACAAUCUUUGGGAUCCAUGUGUUUUGUUUUGUUUUUGUCUUUAUUUUUGACCAUAUAAGACGCUCCAUCUGAUGAGCUGUGCCUUCUGUGUGGGCUGCUGUUGAUAUAUUUAGUGGCUUUGUGUCAAGUUAAUUUAUUUCUAAGCGGUCAUGAUGUGACACGUCUUAUGCAAUAACAUGCAGGGGUUGCAUAUCUUGAGCUAAAAGUAAGGACUCUGGUUUCCUCCCGCACUGGUAAACGGUGAGUCUAAGUUGUCAGUAGAGUUUGAGGUUGUCUAUAUGUGCUCUGUCAGCAAUAAUAAGUUAUUAAUAGACAGAUAGUUGAGGUAUAGUAAAGUCAAUGAGUCUGUGAGCGACAGCCUGGGCAGGUCACAUGUAGACAACCAAGGGCACAUUUUCAAAUUUGGUAAAAGAAAAGGUAAAAGAAGAACUGCUGUGAUAAAGUUGUGAAAGCCAAUACGUUUAUGAUAUGUCAUUUUCAAAGCACUUAUUCCAUGAAAAUGUGCUACAUGUUGACCUUUUAUCAUGCGUUGAGAUGUUUACUAAUGGUUGCUGUUCCUCCUCAACAGAAGUGUUAGAUGACUUCAGCUUUACACGAGUGGCCACUUAGUAAAUCCACUAGAAGAGACGACGUAGCGCUGUUUUGAAGUACUUGAUGUAUCCUCCAUGACUUGCGUACGAAUUUAGCUUUAGAGUUCACGAUACCUAGCGACGUCAUUUUUUAAAUUCUCAUCGUGAAGGACUGGACGUAGCUGGCGGGGAUUCGUUUGCUUGUUUGAUUCUGUGUGCAACAUAUUUGUAAGAAAGCAUACAGCGAUGAAUAAAACUGUUUUUUUUUUCCAGG
This is a messenger RNA of Synchiropus splendidus (mandarinfish), 3990 nucleotides long. RefSeq names its product coiled-coil domain-containing protein 9B. NCBI's taxonomy places the organism in Eukaryota, Metazoa, Chordata, Actinopteri, Syngnathiformes, Callionymidae. The record is from RefSeq and is a predicted model, not a curated record. Bases 950 to 2452 code for a protein of 500 amino acids. The transcript is spliced from 14 exons.